Callorhinchus milii (elephant shark) is the source of this 1461-nucleotide messenger RNA. RefSeq names its product UTP--glucose-1-phosphate uridylyltransferase-like. Lineage: Eukaryota; Metazoa; Chordata; Chondrichthyes; Chimaeriformes; Callorhinchidae. The annotation marks the transcript as partial. Gene Ontology annotation, cellular component: cytoplasm. Gene Ontology annotation, molecular function: UTP:glucose-1-phosphate uridylyltransferase activity. The record is from RefSeq and is a predicted model, not a curated record. Gene Ontology annotation, biological process: glycogen metabolic process; UDP-alpha-D-glucose metabolic process. The transcript has 9 exons.
AUGCCUGCCUCCUUGUCAGAGCUGGGUCGCCCGUGUGGAUCCGAAGCCGAUGUUCGGAAGCUCAAGGUGGCUCAAGUGAGGGGAAGGUUGUCUGGCGGGAAGCAGACAGUGGAAGGAGCCCCAGGGGUUGAGGUGGAAGGGCUGCUUUGUGAACCGCUGCAACAUCCGCUGAAUAAAACCGACCGCUUAAAGCUGACUUGGUUUAUCCGAUUGUUUCAGAUGAACAGAUACCCGAUGAGCGUCAUGGAGGGAGAGCUGCUUAAACUCCUGGACACAGCCCCCCCGGACAACGUGAAGGAGAUGAAACGGGAUUUCACAACAUUUCUGAAGCUGUAUUGGAACGUUAUGUUCGGUGAAGAACAGUCUAUUCAGUGGGAUAACAUAAUACCUCCAUCAGAGAAGUCUGUUCUGUCUUACGACAGCCUACAAGCCAUGGAGUUGCCCGAGGACAUGGCCUCUUUGCUGAACAAGCUGGUGGUCGUGAAGCUGAAUGGGGGGCUGGGGUCCAGCAUGGGAGUGAGUGGACCCAAGUGCCUCAUCGAAGUGAGGAACGGCUGCAGCUUUCUGGACUUGGCAGUGGAGCAGAUAGAGCACAUGAACAGAACCUACGGCAGUGACGUCCCGCUGGUGUUGAUGAAUUCCUUCCACACCGACGAAGAGACGUUGAAGGUCAUCCCGAAGUACAGCGAGUGCAACCUCAAGCUGUCCACCUUCUGCCAGAGCAGCUACCCGGUGUUGAGUAAAGAAACUAUGCUUCCCCUGACGCGCGUUGCUGGGAAAUCCGGGGACUCCGAGCUGUGGUACCCCCCGGGUCACGGGGAUAUCUACACCAGCCUGGCCAACUCGGGUCUCCUCAAGAGUUUCCUGGCCGAGGGCAAGGAAUACGCCUUCAUCUCCAACAUAGACAACCUGGGAGCCAGUGUGGACCUCUCCAUCCUUUCCUACCUCCUGCAACCAGCCAACAGUGCCCCGUGCGACUUCAUCAUGGAGGUGACCAACAAGACCAGAGCUGACGUGAAGGGCGGGACGAUGAUACAGUACGACGGAGGGUUGAGGCUCCUGGAGAUCGCACAGGUCCCCAGAGAACACGUGGAGAAAUUCACCUCCGUUUCCCAGUUCAAAACCUUCAACACCAACAACCUGUGGGUCUCCCUCACGGCCAUGAAGUCUCUGGGGGAGAGCGAUAACUUGGACACGGAGAUCAUUGUCAAUAACAAGACCCUCGCGACCGGACAGAACGUGGUGCAGUUGGAGACCGCCGCCGGAGCUGCCAUCAGAAACUUCGACCGGGCGCUGGGGGUCAACGUGCCUCGGAGCCGGUACCAACCGGUCAAGAACACGGGGGACCUGCUGCUGGCCAUGUCCAACCUGUACGGGCUGGAGGGGGGGCGGCUGCAGCUGAGUGACCGCAGGCAGUUCCCCAAACUGCCCCUCAUCAAACUGGGCACAUCCUUCACCCAG